UUACGCUAGAGAACAAAGAACAGAGAUACAUGUUCUGAGGGCCACCGCCGCGAUAUAAACACAGCUCUCGAUCCGCCCGCACUCAUUUACCGACAGUACUUCAAAUAAACGACAUGAUCUCCACAAAACAGCUAGUAUUCCUGCUCUGCGUCAGCUCGCUGUCAGCAGUCCUGUCAGCGCCGGAUAGCGCGGGCGACGUGCCGCUGCCCGGACCCGGACUUGUCUAUGGUGGUAUUCCAUACGGCAGUAUGAGCGGCAACGUCGCAGAGUUUUUCAGACAACAGGCGCAACCUAGCGGGCGCAGCGGGAACUACGCCCACUUCAACGGCGCUGGCAACUCAUUGGAGCACGGUUACGCGCCAAUAGAGCAGUAUUUAUAAUGUAGAUGGCGUUAGUUUCUCUCUAGAAAAAAGUGAUUUUGAUUUUAGUUAUUUUAUUGAUAUUAAAUAACAAGGAAAGCUAGUUGUUAAUGAAAACCAAUUUGCCAAGUGCCAUAGAUUAAUCAUCUCUCUUUUGUUAGUUUGAGUAAAUUAAAUAAGUUAAAACCUAAAUUAAGAGCCUUUGAAU
Messenger RNA from Plutella xylostella (diamondback moth), 567 nucleotides. RefSeq lists its product as uncharacterized. The record is from RefSeq and is a predicted model, not a curated record. Lineage: Eukaryota; Metazoa; Arthropoda; Insecta; Lepidoptera; Plutellidae.